CGAACGAUGAACCAUUUUGUCUUCUGCAAUAUGACGUCACGCACCCAAUUGACCAAUGCAGUUUCAGUUUAGCGGUUCACCAUCUUGCCGGUUGGCAUAGACGUUUAGCAUUUAAAGGUUGAUAUUUGAUGAUCCAGAAUUGAGAUUUAAAGAUGGAUGUUCAAGUUAGAGAAAUCAAAGUUCUUGACUCUGUUGAAGACAUUCAAGAUAGAAGAGAAGCUGUUCUCGACCGAUACUCACAGUUUAAAGCUGCGGCACGUUCAAAGAGAGACAAGCUCGAAGAUUCUCGUCGCUUUCAGUACUUUAAAAGAGAUGCAGAUGAAUUAGAAUCGUGGAUAUAUGAAAAACUUCAGGCGGCUUCGGACGAGAGUUACAAAGAUCCUACAAACCUUCAGGCCAAAAUCCAGAAACAUCAAGCUUUUGAAGCUGAAGUUGCCGCUCAUAGCAAUGCUAUAGUGGUUCUGGAUAAUACUGGUUUAGAGAUGAUUAAUCAAGGACAUUUUGCUUCCGAAACUAUCAAACAUCGUCUCGACGAAUUACAUCGUCUGUGGAAAUUAUUAUUAACUCGCCUGGCCGACAAAGGUUUGAAAUUACAACAGGCUCUCGUGCUCGUUCAGUUUUUGCGACAAUGCGACGAAGUAAUGUUUUGGAUUAACGAUAAGGAAGCUUUUGUUGUUACGGAUGAAUUUGGAUUGGAUUUAGAACAUGUUGAAGUAUUGCAACGUAAAUUUGAUGAAUUUCAAAAGGAUAUGGCUAGCCAGGAAUUCAGAGUUACUGAAGUUAAUGAACAAGCAGAUAAAUUGAUAAAUGAGGAUCAUCCUGAAAAAGAAACUAUUCUAAAACGAAAAGAGGAAUUAAAUGAUGCAUGGCAAAGACUUAAAGCCUUAACACUAUUAAGACAAGAAAAAUUAUUUGGUGCACAUGAAAUCCAGAGAUUUAAUAGUUUAAAGUAA
Molecule: messenger RNA, 953 nt
Organism: Centruroides sculpturatus (bark scorpion)
Lineage: Eukaryota; Metazoa; Arthropoda; Arachnida; Scorpiones; Buthidae
Product: spectrin alpha chain-like
Exons: 7
Coding region: 153-953 (266 amino acids)
Biological process (GO): actin cytoskeleton organization
Cellular component (GO): cell junction; cortical actin cytoskeleton; plasma membrane
Molecular function (GO): actin filament binding
Source: RefSeq, a predicted model, not a curated record